ACAUCUGAAAGAGACAGAGGAGGAGGAGGAGGAGGAGGAGGAGGAGAGAGCCUCCUUGGCACCCAUCGCCUCUGUGGCAGUGAAGCUUUGACUGACUGACUGACUGUCUGUCUAUACGUUGGAUUCCACGCUCAUCUUCAUCCCUUCACGCUAUAUUUUCUCCGUCUGGCAUCGAAAGGACGACCAAUGGGUUUCUAGCUUUGCUGCUCCGCCUGCAUCCACCUCAGCACAGGAUUUUUUGUGUGUGCUUCAUCUCGCGUCUCCUUGACUGGCCGCACCGGGGUCUGAUCCCAGCCAAUCUGGGCCGGGCCGUGGGGCUGAUCCGCGAGCCUUGUAGCUGAAGUUGGCACACGAGAUGAGCGCGUACCAACCCGGGAGCUGGGCUCUCUCUGGGUCUGAGUCAUGGCGGUGCUUGUUGUGGUGGUGGUUUUUGUCAUGGGGGCUGGCUGUGGGCUCGGGAGAUCCUUGGAUGUCGGCGGAGGCAUGCCGAUCGUCUUGUUCUUGCAGCAGCACCAGGAUUUCCUGCGUGGACCCGGAGACUGGGAUCAGCAGUUUCCCCUCCCUGCAGAGCGACGCGGAGAUGGAAAACAUCACCGACAUUUACAUCGCAAACCAGAGUGGCUUCUCCUCCAUCAAUGACAAAGAUCUGCACCGCUACAAGAACCUCAGGAAUUUAACGGUGACCAACAGCAGACUAACCUACGUAACAAAGCUGGCCUUUCAGAACAACCUCAAGCUGCAAUAUCUGAAUCUGAAAGAUAACAACCUCUCAUCUCUGUCCUGGAGGAUAUUCAAACACCUCAACAUCUCAUAUCUUAUUCUGUCAGGGAACCCUCUGCGCUGCUCCUGUGAGAACAUGUGGAUCAAGCUGUUGUUAGGGGAAGAAGCAGACAUUCAGGAGUUGCGCUGCACUGAGGAUGGAGGAGCCCGGAAGCUGCUGUCAAGACUGACACUGCCUAACUGUGAGGUUCCCAUGGCAACGCUGAGCCCAUCCAAAACGAGCGUAAAAGAAGGGGAGAACUUGGAGCUGUCCUGCACGACUUCUGGAGUGCCCGCACCUGAGCUGAACUGGAGCAUGGCACUGGCCACUAACUAUGAGAUUGAGACGUCAGGACAGAUUUCGGUGCUGCGGCUGUCCAACCUGUCGUCACUGGAUCACAACAGCAAGAUCAGCUGCAUAGCUGAGAACAUUGUAGGGGAGAAGGAGUCCUCUCUGCAGCUGGACAUUCUUUUUCCUCCUAAAAUCACAAAGUUAAGUGAUGCAAUUCCUGACCACCAUUGGUGCAUCCCAUUUAGUGUUGCAGGAAACCCGGUGCCCCACUUUCAGUGGUAUCUAAAUGAAAAUGAGGUAACAGAGGGCGCCUACAUCAUGACGAUGAUCCAUGACAUCACAGAGAGAGAAUAUCACGGCUGCCUGCAACUCGACAACCCCACACACCUCAACAACGGCCGAUACAGACUUGUGGUUACAAACGAAUACGGGAUGGAUCAGAAAGAAGUGGAUGCUCACUUCAUGAGGCAACCUUGGGAAGAGUUAGGGCCAGACACAGCCUACUAUGACCAAACACCAGACAGCCCCACUGUAAAUCCACCAGAAGACAGAGUAGCUGUGUAUGUCGUGGUGGGCAUCGCUGCUGUGGCCUUCACGGGUUUCCUUUUGAUGCUGGUUAUUCUCAAGUUUGGAGGGAACUCCAAAUUUGGCAUCAAAGGUCCCUCCUCAGUGAUCAGCAAUGACGACGAUUCUGCCUCUCCACUGCAUCACGUCUCCAAUGGUAGCAACACCCCCUCCUCCUCAGAGAUGGGGGCUGACGCAGUCAUCAUCGGGAUGACCAAGAUCCCCGUGAUAGAGAACCCUCAGUACUUCAGGAGCACCAACAGUCUGCUUAAGACCGACACAUUCGUACAGCACAUAAAGAGGCACAACAUCGUGCUGAAGAGAGAACUUGGAGAAGGAGCAUUUGGAAAAGUAUUUUUGGCUGAAUGUUACAACCUUUCACCUGACCAGGAGAAGAUACUGGUGGCUGUCAAGACACUCAAAGAGGCCAGUGAAAAUGCAAGGAAGGAUUUUCACAGAGAAGCAGAGCUGUUGACCAACCUGCAGCAUGAACACAUUGUCACGUUUUAUGGAGUCUGCGUGGAAAGCGACCCCCUCAUCAUGGUGUUUGAGUACAUGAAACAUGGAGACUUAAACAAGUUCCUCAGGGCUCACGGACCAGAUGCAGUGCUGAUGGCAGAAGGCCAGACUACAAGACCAGUAGAACUGACCCAGUCUCAGAUGCUGCACAUCGCUCAGCAGAUAGCUUCUGGAAUGGUCUACCUGGCAUCACAGCACUUUGUCCACCGUGACUUAGCCACAAGGAAUUGCUUGGUGGGUGAGAACCUGCUGGUAAAAAUUGGAGAUUUUGGGAUGUCCAGAGAUGUCUACAGCACUGACUACUACAGGGUAUGUGUUGGAGGUCACACCAUGCUGCCCAUCCGCUGGAUGCCUCCUGAAAGCAUCAUGUAUAGGAAGUUCACGACGGAGAGUGACGUGUGGAGUCUGGGAGUUGUUCUCUGGGAAAUCUUCACUUAUGGAAAGCAGCCUUGGUACCAGCUCUCCAACAAUGAGGUGAUAGAGUGUAUAACUCAAGGCAGGGUGUUGCAGCGCCCUCGGACCUGUCCUAAAGAGGUGUAUGACCUGAUGCUGGGAUGCUGGCAGCGAGAACCGCACAUGAGACUCAACAUUAAAGAAAUCCACGGUCUGCUGCUAAAUCUGGCCAAAGCCUCACCCGUAUAUCUGGAUAUACUUGGCUGAACAAGAAAAGGGGACAAAAACAGAAUUUUAGAUGUGUGAUUAGUGAGUUGGAAACAUGUAGAAAGUGUUUUGAGUGGUGUGAACCACUUUGUGCGUAUCAGUGCGUGGAAGGUGCAGGAGUUUCUUUAAAAAAAAAUUGUUUAAGUUGUCCCCAAUCACUUCCCUCCGCCCAGCCAAUUUCCUCUCUUUUCUGCAUUGCGUCCCUUUCCUUCUUCACCGAAGAAACAUUGAUGAGAGGUGGUUUAACUUCAGAGGGGAUAAAUAGCUUCUCACUUCUUUUCAAAUGCUUUAAACUCUCUGGGGCUAAAUUGAUAAAACCUGAUAAACAGAACUUUAAAGGGACUGGCUGACCUCUCUUGCUGCAUAGUGGACCAUAGGAAUCUUUUAAAGACCGGAAAUCUGAAGAAAAAGCAGCAAAAGGAAGAUCUUGUGAAAUCUUUUUUUGUGUGUAAAUAUGAGACAUUGCGAGGAGAAAGUGGCUCUUUGAGGCGUUGAGCCAUCAAAGCACUGUGUUUUCCAACCAAGUACGUCCAUCCAUCGGAAAUGUGAACUCUUGUCUGCCUUCUGCAAUUCAACCACUGUUUUUGUUGCAUAUUACUUUACAUAUGCCUGGUCUGCACCGUCACACAGCAGAGGGUAACAUGAUGAAUGCUUCCCUUGACCCCCAAAAGUGGCAGAUGCUUCCCUUGUGAUGUCAAGCAUUCAUGUCGGAAGGUCAAUUGAUUCAUUUAUCCACAGCUGUUCAACAAUUAUGAGCUUGUAUGGUUGGAGGUGGUGGUGGUGGUGGUGGGAGUGGGGGGGUUGACUAGUUUUUAAGCGGUCAGAUCUGUGGGUGGCUGCACCAAAGAAGGUGUGGUUCAUUUGGUCAACCCAUAUUAAAUCAUCAAAGCUCUCAGCACUCAGGCAUCCUUGAAAACCACAUCUGCACUGAAGGGACACACACAUGAGAAACACACACACACUGUAUACCUUAUCCUGUCAACCCCCCCUCCCCCAACUCACACACUCCCACUUACUGAAAGACUCAAAAUGGACCGAGAAGGAAAUUGAAUUGUACAUGUUUUAUUAUUUGAGCGGGGCAGUGCUUUAGCCAGGCCCCGUCCUCUGUAAUGGUGUAAUGUAUAUUUCAUUAUAGCCUAAUGGGCUCCAUUAGCACAGUCUCCUCACAGACAUUCAAGACUUAUUGUUUUAUGGCUGAGAAGGAUAGAUAGAGGAAUGGAUAGUGGAGGUGAAUGAGAAGAAAAUGAGAAAAAAAGAAGAGUGGCACGGCAUGAGGGGCGAUGAUGAGGAGGAAUAUGAGCAGAGGUAAUAAUGCACAUUUAGAAGAAGAGGGAAGGAAGAGGGGAGGCAAUGGAAGGGAGACAGCAAAAAAGGUACAAAUGGAUAGCUGAGUUGAAGAGGAAGAGGUGUGAGUGUCCUCUAGGAGGAAGUCAGAGUGAAAAUCCAUCACUCCUACAGCCAGCAGAUGUUCUACAAGCUUCACCUCUCAUCUCAUUCCUAAGGUGGCCCUAAACCGCACACACCACAUACAUUUUACUGGCAGUCCAGCAACAACUCUCAUUGAAAAUAAACUCAAUAAUGUACCACACACGUCCAUUAUUGAGAAGCACUUCACUCACUUACAAAACCACUCAUUCCUGCACAAAAACUGUAACUGUAUAUACAGCUACAUGCAUGCAAUGGCAAAAAAACAAAAACAAUUAAUGUUUGGUUUGGCAUUUUACUGAUGCAUAUUUUACUAUUCACAUAACUAUUAAAAACGUAUCUGAAGUUUUGCUAACAACCUUUUUAAUAAGAUGUAAACCAUCAAUCUGGAAUUAUUGGUCUUAUUUAACACUGCACUUGAUGGUAUUGAUGUUUGUCAGUUGGGGAAUGUUGAUUUUAUUGAUUUAUAAUAUUAUUUAUUACUUGAGAUGCAUUUUGUACAUUUCUUUCUAUAUACAAGGUUGCCUUUCGCAACACAAAGCUUACUGAAACUGAACCCCGGUUUACUUGAUUAUGUUUUUUGCAGAUGUGUAUUAUAAUCUUUACUGUGUGUGCAUUUUUGUCAUGCUCCCUCUUAACAACGACCAAGCCUGUCCUCAAGUGCAGGCUGUUCUACAACAUGAUUGGACAUAUCAUUGGUCUGUCACCUUUGUGGAAUCAGUUCGACAUUCUGCAAAACUAUUAUCACCUGUCAGAGCAUAAAUCUGAGGGGUUUAGGCAGCCGCAUUGACAGCAAAUGUUAACAAGGUUUUCUGGAUCCAUCCAUGCUGUCUUAGAGCUUGCCCUGAGUGAGUACACUCAAUCCUGCUUCACAGAAGUUGCCACACAUUAUCUCUGUGCAAUAACAGAGGGCUUUUGACGUGCAAGGGCCUGUGGGAGUUUGAUCAAACUGUGAGAACAAACACAUGUAGGAGCACCUCCACAUGAGAGUAGCGUGUGUCGCAGCAGCUCCACUGCUGACAGCACUGUGCAUGCGCCUGCUGUGUUUUCUUAAAGUGUCCAUUUGGACCGUGGUGGUGUUUUGUAAAAGGAGUGGACAAAGGGGUGUUCUAAAGACAGACUUGAAGGUAAAACAAUAACUGCUGUGCAAAUAGCAACCUAAGGCAAGGAGGGAGUGACAAUCACAGACUUCUCUUUUUUUCUCUUAAUCAAGUGACCUACUGUAUAAUAGACUAUUCAACCAACUUUCCUCUUCUAUGCUGCCUAUGCUGUAUGUGAUAGUCUUUAACUCUGGUCUUUAGAAGUGCUACUUCUUUUCUUCAACCUGUUUUUGUAAAAUGAAAUAACAGCAAGAGGAAUGAACAAAAAUACAUGUAAAAAAAAAAAAAUUAAUAAGCUGCCAGAAGAAAGUCGCAUUCUUGACUGCUGUUUCCCAGACUGUGUUGGUUAUUGUAUUGUUUUUCUUUUUUCCGUCUUCUUACUGGGCAAGGGGGAUGUGAAACGCUGUGGGACUCACUGGAUGCACAAAGUGACGUACGGAACCUCCAGGGCGCAGAGCAAUCUUUGCUUAUUCCAUUGGCACUGUGUUUGUGUGUGUGUUUGCACAUGUGGGCUUGUAUGAAAAGUGUUGAUUGCGGCUGGAUAGCAACCUGGGGGAUGUCUGUAGGAUCUUUUUUUCAGAUUUUAGUCAAAUUGUUCCAAAUACUGCAAACACACAUCGCAACUUAAAAUGCAUUAUUAUCUCUCCCCUCACUCCCCGAAGCCCUCCCAUCAGAGUCUGAGUUAAUAAAGCUGAAAUACUGCAAAGGUCAUGUUUGAGAUUACAUUUGUGCUUCGAUGCCUCUGGAACUCCAAACCCUUCAAGAGUUCGACAAAAAGUGCUUCACUGGAAGAUGGAUAAGGAAAAUAUGAAACUGUGAUUUGCUCUUGUGUAUUUAAUGCUUUUUCUUUUUUUGUUUUUGUUUUUUUCUAUAAGUGCGGGGUUUAUAACCAUUUAGAUUUGCCUUUCCUAGCCGGUUUCCAGCAAAGAGAGGCUGACAACCAGCUGAAAAAAGGGCGUGAGUUGAACAUUUCGUGCAUAAAGCAAACAAUUCUGCAAGGCUGUGUCAAUAUUCCGAAAAUCAGUUUUAGAGGGAAAAGGGAAGAUCUAGGAUUUUUUUCUUCUUGUUCUUUAAGGUUUCGGGAAAAGUACAUACAAAUAUGUAACGUUUCUGUAAGAAAGAGAUGCUAAAAUGUUAUUUCAUUUCUGACAAAAAUGCUCUUUGACGUUUUAAUAAACAUCUGUAUUGCAAAGCACAUAUGGCAAUUAAAUGCUGGACGUGUUCUAAUCAAUUCAGCUAACGUUUGUCUUUGCAAGCAGGUUGUUGUGAAUUCAAGGACAGCAAAACCUAUAACAUCAUCUGUGCACAAAAACACACACAAACACACCAGGGAGAACUUGUACAGUCAAGAAAUUGCAUGGUGGAAAUAGCCAUAGUGAAUCAUGAUGGUAAUGAUGAUGAACAUAUGACUUAUCUUUGAAGGUGAAGAAGUUUGUUGUAAAACCAUGUUAUGAAUAAAAAUGUUAUGUCACAUA
Molecule: messenger RNA, 6794 nt
Organism: Oryzias latipes (Japanese medaka)
Lineage: Eukaryota; Metazoa; Chordata; Actinopteri; Beloniformes; Adrianichthyidae
Gene: ntrk2a
Product: neurotrophic tyrosine kinase, receptor, type 2a
Biological process (GO): trans-synaptic signaling by neuropeptide, modulating synaptic transmission; positive regulation of neuron projection development; cell surface receptor protein tyrosine kinase signaling pathway
Cellular component (GO): signaling receptor complex; axon; plasma membrane
Molecular function (GO): brain-derived neurotrophic factor receptor activity; ATP binding; brain-derived neurotrophic factor binding
Source: RefSeq, a predicted model, not a curated record